Necator americanus (New World hookworm) is the source of this 3513-nucleotide messenger RNA. RefSeq lists its product as uncharacterized. The transcript is spliced from 32 exons. Lineage: Eukaryota; Metazoa; Nematoda; Chromadorea; Rhabditida; Ancylostomatidae. Gene Ontology annotation, molecular function: carbohydrate binding; alpha-mannosidase activity. Gene Ontology annotation, cellular component: Golgi membrane. Gene Ontology annotation, biological process: N-glycan processing; mannose metabolic process; protein deglycosylation. Bases 1 to 3513 code for a protein of 1170 amino acids. The record is from RefSeq and is a predicted model, not a curated record.
AUGUCUCGGUCCAGCAGAAAUGCAUUCUCAGUUGGUUUUGUAUGUUUGUUCGUCGUAAUUUGUCUGUAUUUAUAUCACAGUAUUGACACUAAAAGUAUCCCUAGUGAAUCGUUACAUCAUGAGAGAACUAUCGCUAACAUGAAGUUGAAUAUCGAUCGUUUGCAAAACAUUUUAAAAACUAAUCGGGAUGAAAUAGCGGAGUUGAAGAAACAGGUGGCCGAUGUAGAACAAAAAAGAAAACAAGAAUGGGACAAGCAAGUAGAAAAAGAGAACGAAGUAUAUGACGAGAAAGCUGAAGCUGAGAAAGCUUUGGAGAAGAAAGUAGGACAGAUUGCAGGUGAUGCAAACCACAAAGCGGUGGAAGAAGAAGAAAAAGCUGUCGUGGCUGAGCCGAACCGAGGUAACAAGGUUGCUGUAGUGCACGAGUUCCUCAAAAGAACGACAACAGAGUCUUCAUUGUCCAUUUGUCAGUUAAGGAAAGAGUACAUCAACACUCACUCGGACGUUCAGAUGCUAGAUUUAUACGACACAUUGACCUUCGAUAAUCCCAAUGGUGGAGUUUGGAAGCAGGGUUGGGAUGUAACUUACGACGAGCAGAAGGUUGCUGAAGAGAGCAAGCUCGAAGUUGUUGUUGUACCUCAUUCUCAUUGCGAUCCUGGUUGGAUCAAAACUUUCGAAGAGUACUAUCAAUCGCAGACUCGAAACAUUUUGAAUCUGAUGGUGAAGAAUUUGAACGAGAACAUGGAAGAAAUGCGAUUCAUCUAUGCCGAGAUCUCGUUCUUUGAGCUUUGGUGGAGAGACCAAACCGAGGAUGUAAGGAAGAAAGUGAAGCAAUUGCUAGCAAAUGGGCAACUAGAAAUCGUAACGGGCGGUUGGGUUAUGACUGAUGAGGCGAAUGCCCAUUACUUUUCUAUAAUUGUUGAGCUUAUGGAAGGGCAUGAGUGGAUCAAAAAUCACAUUGGAAGCUUCCGUCCAACAACACAUUGGUCGAUAGAUCCUUUCGGCUUAUCACCUUCUUUGCCAUAUCUCUUGUCAGCUGCUAACAUCACAAACGCAGCCGUUCAAAGAAUCCACUACUCUGUGAAAAAGCAUCUUGCAAGGAAUAAGCAAUUGGAGUUCAUGUGGAGACAGCUUUGGGGAUCAAAUGGAAAACCAGACAUGCGAACACAUGUUUUCCCAUUCUAUUCUUACGAUGUACCUCACACUUGCGGCCCGGAUCCGAAGAUAUGUUGCCAAUUUGACUUUAGGCGUCUUCCUGGUCUGGGACUCAAUUGUCCCUGGAACGUACCUCCUGAGAAAAUCAGCGAAGAUAACGUCAAAGCACGUGCUUUCACCCUUUAUGAUCAGUACAGGAAGAAGAGUCAGUUGUAUAAAACGAACGUUCUUCUGGUUCCAUUAGGAGAUGACUUCAGAUACGAUGUUGACUUCGAGUGGACAGAACAGUACCACAACUACAAACAGCUUUUCGAGGAGAUGAACAAAAAUACCGACUGGAACGUUCAUGCCAGAUUUGGAACGCUUUCGGAUUAUUUCGUCGAACUGGAUAGGUCUCUUCGAGCAGAACAAAAGUCUUUACCAGUAUUAUCUGGUGAUUUCUUCACAUACGCUGACAGGGAUGAUCAUUAUUGGAGUGGAUAUUUUACGUCACGACCGUUUUACAAACAGAUGGAUCGUGUACUACAACAUCAGCUGCGUGCAGCUGAAAUUUCCUUCACGUUGAAAACAAUGAAGGGUGAAAGUGCACCGGAUGAGGUUUUCGCAAAGCUUGUGCUAGCUAGAAGGGCGCUAUCGUUGUUCCAGCAUCAUGAUGCUGUCACCGGCACAGCAAAGGACCAUGUGGUUGUAGACUACGGCAAUAAAAUGCUUGCUGCAUUAGAUGCCACAGAGAAGGUGUUAUCUGAUGCUCUAGGUGGCCUUAUAAGCGCCGAAGUUGGAUCGGGAAGUGGUAUGCUUCUGGACGAGUAUCGAAAGGAGCAGGAUGCGCUGCCCGUUAGAAGGACUUACUCUAUUGGCGAUUUUGUUGUUUUAUUCAAUACAUUGUCGCGGACAAGAGAUGAACCAACUUGUAUUCACGUCGACUCUGUUCGUGCCAUGUUGAAAGUGGAUGCUGAUAGAGAGAUUAAGCAACAAGUAUCGCCACUAUUUACGCACAGCUUUGGACACUUAGAACCUAAAGGGUAUGAGCUAUGCUUCCUUGAUAAGCUGGAUCCUUUGAGUGUGAGUGUGUACGAGGUGGUUGAGUCAUCAGCUAACGAGCACAUUUCAUUAGCCGUAAUUUCUGCAAAAGCUACGGUUAAGGUCAGCGGCUUCAAAUUUGAGCCCAUCAUUGCGGACGCUCUUACUUUGGAGAACUCCUUCAUUUCGGCGCAUUUUGACACUGUAACGGGUCUCCUAAAGUCAGUGACUCCAAAAGACCACAAAGAAGUUGUUGUGGACCUACAUUUUGUGCACUAUGGUGUUCGUCCACAUAGGAUGUUGAACAGUGGGGGCGGCGACAAUAGGUCUGGUGCGUAUUUGUUCCUUCCAGAUGGUGAAGCGCAAGAAAUACCACGGAUAGAUCAAGAAUUUGUGGCCAUUGAUGGUCCAAUAAUGAAGAAAGUUUUCGUUAUUGGACCAAAAGACUUGGAAAUUUUACAAGUCUACUCCCUGGCACAUGGAUCCCCUUCUAUAGAAAUAGCAAAUGAAGUGGAUAUAAGGUCAAAGUCAAACUUCGAGCUUGCAAUGCGGAUGGAUACGAGUAUUAAGAGUGGAGACGAUUUGUUCACUGAUUUGAACGGCUUGCAGAUGAUUCGAAGGAAGCGUCAGCUUGGGAAACUCCCUCUUCAAGCGCACUUUUACCCAAUGCCAUCUUCUGCUUUCAUUGAGGAUUCUUCCACGAGAUUCUCUUUAAUUGGAGCGCAGGCUUUAGGAGUUGCUAGUCUUAAGUCUGGCCAAUUGGAGGUGAUGUUGGACCGACGUUUAUCCCAAGACGAUGGACGAGGACUAUUCCAGGGUGUACUGGACAAUCAUCGCACACUAUCACGGUUUCGUCUACUCGUUGAACCUCUAGCUCCUUCAGAGGAGAAAGUUAAUUUGGCAGAGGAGAGAGUUGGAUUUCAUUCAAUAGUUGGACUCGCACAGAGCAUGGAGCUGCACUACCCAACAAUCAGGAUGCUAACCAAAGCGCAACCGAAUGCCGAGACGACAGCUGGAAUUACGGGAAGCCUACCAUGUGAUGUUCAUGUUGUGAACCUGAGGACUAAUGCUGGACCUACUGACUACGCGGGGAAUGGAAUGGCAACACCAAAGAAUGAAGCUAUACUGACUUUAUAUCGUCCUCUCACCGAGUGCCGAUCGAAGCUCCGAUUACAGUCUGACUGUACGAAAGAAGGCAAUAUGAUAACUCCCAAGAAGCUCUUCCCACAAGUGCGCUCAACACAAGAAGUAUCACUUACGUUAUUGUAUGAAAGGGAAGCUAUCGCAGAGGUAGCACUACAGCCACAAGAUAUAACCUCAGUGAAAUUAUCAUGGUAA